Homalodisca vitripennis (glassy-winged sharpshooter) is the source of this 1086-nucleotide messenger RNA. Its product is annotated as peroxisome biogenesis factor 1-like. Gene Ontology annotation, cellular component: peroxisomal membrane; cytosol. The transcript has 9 exons. Gene Ontology annotation, molecular function: ATP hydrolysis activity; ATP binding. Bases 101 to 1018 code for a protein of 305 amino acids. NCBI's taxonomy places the organism in Eukaryota, Metazoa, Arthropoda, Insecta, Hemiptera, Cicadellidae. Gene Ontology annotation, biological process: protein import into peroxisome matrix. The record is from RefSeq and is a predicted model, not a curated record.
CAAGGGAUGAUUGUUAGCACAGGCAGAGCUGCAGGUGAACGAGAGCGACCUAGCUGCAGCCUACGAGGGGUUUGUUCCUGGAGAUCUGCUGAAUAUUUCUAUGGUCCGCCUCUCACCUCACUCCUUCACCAGUGUUGGAGGACUGCAGUCCGCCAAGCAACUGCUCACUGAGGUUCUCAUCUGGCCCACCAAGUACCCAGAGGUGUUCAGCCAGUGUCCUCUACGGCUGGAGAGGGGAGUGUUGUUGUACGGAGCUCCGGGCACAGGGAAGACUUUGCUGGCCAAUGCUAUUGCAGGGGAGAGUGGACUGAACUUCAUAACUGUCAAGGGCCCGGAGUUGCUGUCUAAGUACAUCGGAGCCAGUGAAGAGGCUGUGAGGAAUGUUUUCCAAAAAGCCCAGAGUGCGCAGCCAUGCAUUUUGUUCUUUGAUGAGUUUGACAGUCUGGCACCAAGGAGAGGACAUGACAGUACGGGGGUGACUGACCGUGUGGUGAAUCAGCUGCUGACACAGAUGGAUGGUGUGGAGAUGCUCGAAGGUGUGUGGGUUCUAGCAGCGGCCAGUAGACCCGAUCUGUUAGAUCCUGCCUUGUUGAGGCCUGGCCGUAUCGGCACCCUUCUGCACUGUCCUCUGCCUAGCCAGGAGGAUAGAUUGGCGAUACUGACCAGCCUUAGUGGAAAAUUACGAAUGUCAGAGGACGUUGAUCUAGCCAAGGUGGCAGGCUUGACUGAAGGCUUCACUGGUGCAGAUCUACAAGCUCUGUUGUUUACCGCUCAAAUGUCUGCCUAUGACGCUUUAUAUCAAGAUUCAGAUAAUGAUGUACAAGUCAUCAAGUUUCCAGUUCAAAAUGUGGUGGUAGGUCAGGUGGAUCUGUUGGCAGCAUUGGAGGAUACCAAACCCUCCCUCAAGCCUGAGGACAGACUUCGGUUCAACCAAAUUUACGAGAGGUUUGAGAAGAACAGAGAAAGCAGAAGGGGGGGGCCUUCAGAAGUGUCCACUCAGAGGGUUACAUUAGCUUAGAUUGCGGGACGAAAAAAGGUUUAGGGGAUGGUUCUUUUUUCAUAAAUAUAGUUGUUGUUACAGAAAUA